GUGUGCGUGUGCGUGCGCGAAGACGAGAGGACGAAAGGGUCGAUCGAUGAGAUGGUAUCCUCGUGUGACGAGGCCAAACUUGAGCUGGUGCCCCUUAAGAAGGGAAAACCAGGGGACGAAGAGAGAGAGGAGUCCGUGCAGUUCGUUGAGCAGUUCGUGAAGGAUGUCGUGGACUUUAGCUCGCAGUACGGGAGCAACAUUAGCAUUUCCUACACGGCAUAUAAUAUUGCUGGAAACCCGAGCAAGUUUCCCGAUUAUGGAGACUUCCCGCAGGCCUUUGUCAUGCGAACGUAUGGCAGGUGGUGGGACAGAGCGCCUUCAAAAUCCUUGGAUUACAUGCCUCAAAAUAACAAUCCCAUAACAAGUCACGACUAUAUUGAUUUAGAAUAUCAUAAAGAGGUAUAUCCAGUUAGAAUAUCCAUUUAUGAAACUUACAAUCCAGGCAGCGUUGUGGCAAUUUGGGCUAGAAACGAAACUGGCCAGUGGCUACGGCUUUGGAAUGGUCCACCUCAGAUUGUACCGCACAAACCACGAAUAUUUUCACCUCCUUUGCAGCUGUGUAACUUUAAAACGAAAAUGUUGAGAUUAGAAUUUAAUCAUAGUCUACUGGACUACUAUGCUGAACUGGAUGCUGUAUUACUCAUUGGGACAUCCGAACUUAUUAUUCCUAAUGUAGGACUUCAGACGCACAGUUUGAGUUGCUUAUUAAAGGAACUGGGUGGAACGGGAUAUAACAAUGACGAUUGUUAUAAUUUAACUCCAGAUUAUUUGAAAGUUAAUCAAGAUUUAAGAACGUUAAAGAACACAUUGUACAAGCAUUGCACGCUGUACGAAAGUCAAUAUAUCGAAACAGUUCCUAAAGGAAAACUGGCAGCUAAAUUAGGAUUUCACUGUCAUUACAUUCCGCCGAUCGAAGAAGCUUUUAAUAGUUUACAAAAAUUCUUACAAGAAGACUUUCCAAAACUUAUAAGAGAUAUCAAUCUCUCAUCAACGGCUUUAACAGAAUCCGACUUUGAAACACAAACUGUGAAACAUACCAAUAAUACUAAUAAUAAUAAUAAUAAUAAGAAGAAGAAGAAUAAGAAUAAUAGUAAUAAUAAUAAUGGAAAUUUUGCUGCACUUCCUGAUGAAACGGUGCUGAAAAUAUUUAAAAAUUUAGAUUUAAAGUCUCUCAAUCGAUGUAGUCAAGUUAAUCGUCACUUCAAUAACAUUGCUCACGAUGCCCUCCUGUACACGAGUCUCAAUCUCAAACCCUACUGGUAUUGCGUAGAUACGUUUGUUUUAAAUAAUUUCGCCAACAAAUGUCAAUAUUUGCAACGACUAGAUCUCUCCUGGUGUGGUAAUUACAAUACAAUAAAAUCCGAUGACUUCAUUGGAUUUUUACAAAGUAGUGGAAGUACGAUAAUGCACUUGAGGUUAAAUUGCUGUCAUUUUGUGAAUGAUGCUGUUAUUGAAGAAAUUUCGCAAACGUGCAAAAAUCUUAAGGAAUUAUGUCUGCGCAAUUGUACAGCGGUUAAUAGUAAUGGCUUUGCACCUCUGCAGAAUCUAGAAAAGUUAGAGAGACUUGAAUUAUACAGAACAUUGAUCGAAACAGAUACAUUAUGUUCGAUUCUUCAUAAAAAUUCUCAUAUUCGACACUUAAAUUUAGCCGGUAUGCACGAUCGACUCAAUAUGGAUGAUAUAGCUUCGGAAAUAGCAGUCUCUUGUAUAAAACUAGAAAGCAUUGACUUUUGGAAAGCUCAAACUCUUACGGUGCAUGGUAUAAGAGCCUUAACCCAUUGUACCAAUCUAAAAGAAAUCGACUUCGGAUGGUGUACUGGAAUAGGAGCAGUUGGAGAUUCCUUGAGAGUACUAUUGAGCUCGUGCAGAAACCUGAAAAAACUUUUUUUGACGUCGUUUCGUGGUCUGACGGACCGUGAUCUCGAGCCAUUGCUGUUGUGUCAGAAUUUACAGCAACUAGAUUUACUUGGAGCUCGCUCUCUUACUCCCGAUAUUUGUAUAAAGUUACUUUCUUGUCUGCGCUUGCACAUGAUCGACUUAAGCUUCUGUGAAGGAAUCAGCGAUGCUAAUAUUAUCGAGUGGCGUAAACGUUAUCCAUGCGUAUCGAUAAAAAGAAGCUCUCAAGCUAAUGGAUAGCGAAUAAUUUGCUUAGAAAAUUUAACGAUAAAGACUAUGAUUUAUUAAACUGUGCUGUGUUAAAUGUAAACUUAUGAAAUGUAAUGGGAACUUAAAAUAUUUGUGAUUAAACAGUGACAUUAUAUACUACAUACGAUUGCUCAUUUUAAAUCAAUACGUUAGCUCCUCGAGGCUAUAUGUAAUAUUUUAAAGAAACGAGC
Messenger RNA from Ceratosolen solmsi marchali, 2336 nucleotides. It is a transcript of the gene Fbxl4, whose product is annotated as F box and leucine-rich-repeat gene 4. Gene Ontology annotation, biological process: SCF-dependent proteasomal ubiquitin-dependent protein catabolic process. Gene Ontology annotation, cellular component: SCF ubiquitin ligase complex. The transcript has 7 exons. The record is from RefSeq and is a predicted model, not a curated record. The coding region runs from base 52 to 2136 and encodes 694 amino acids. Gene Ontology annotation, molecular function: protein binding. NCBI's taxonomy places the organism in Eukaryota, Metazoa, Arthropoda, Insecta, Hymenoptera, Agaonidae.